Messenger RNA from Harpegnathos saltator (Jerdon's jumping ant), 3021 nucleotides. RefSeq lists its product as uncharacterized. The record is from RefSeq and is a predicted model, not a curated record. Lineage: Eukaryota; Metazoa; Arthropoda; Insecta; Hymenoptera; Formicidae. The transcript is spliced from 12 exons. The coding region runs from base 622 to 2571 and encodes 649 amino acids.
AGAACAAACCUAUUGUCGCCAAAUCGCAAGUACAUACAUACAUGCACGUUUGCAUAACAAUAAAUCAUAGAUAGUAUAGCGACGUAAUCCCACGGCGAAAGGAAGAUGCGCGCGUGCAUGCGUGGUGGGUGGAUGAAAAAGUACGCCAGUGGAACGAACGGCGAGCGAGCGAAUGAAUAAACGAGUCGUACGUACAUACGUGCGUGCGUGCGCGUGCCAAGCGAGCUUAGCGACGUGCUACCGGGGUGAAAUGCCUUCGGUUUUCAAUGGAAACAGCACGCUAGCGGGGAAACAUUGUAUUCGUCGCAGGUAUUGAGUACAUCGAAACGAAUCGUCGAAGAGAGUGAUGUGAAGUGCUGAUCGUCACAUAAUUUCGUCGAAAUUUUCGCAACUAUGAGGUUGAUCCGGUAUCGAUUCGAACAAAUCGAGAUACGCUUGUUCAAUAUAUUUUAUUCACGAGUGAUGUAGCAUUAUUCCGGAAAAAUUUCUGUGCCCAACAUCGCGAAACAGGAUCAUAAUACAGAGAAAGAACAAAAUUGAAAAAAAUUAUAUAUACAUAUUUUUAAAUAAGUGAUUUGAGACAUAAAAGUCCAUGCAUUGGAAGGAAUAAAUUAAAUAAACAUGAGGGUUGCAUCAUGUCACUUUCGUCGGUGCAUUAUAGCAGUACUGUCAAUAGCGCUGUUAUUUUGCAUCAUUCAAAUAAUAAGAAUAGAGAUAGGAUUUAAUGAUUCUGAUCUUACAAACCUAGAGAAAUUGAUGCACAUAUCACAAUUAAUCAAAGAGUCAGAACAGCCUUAUGCAGGGGAAGGUGUCGUUGCCUGCAAGUUACCUCAAUUAAAUGUGUCUAGUCCAGAAAUAAUGAAGUUCAUACAUGAUGUACCGUCUCUAUCAUGUGGAUCAGAAGAUUGGGUUACUGUAGAAGGUUCAAGACUUGUUAUUACUGAUAAAGCACAAACAAAGUAUGGACAAAUAACAUGUAUCUUUAGUGAGAUUAUCAGAACAGACGAUUAUAAUACAAAACUACUGGAGGGUAUAGAGGCUGAUGAUUUCUACACUCUUGAAAACAGUGAUUUUGCUGAAGUUAGAUGCAAGUCAAAAAGAGGAGAUGUGUGGCAUAGUAUGCUCGCUGGGGUAAAACACGACCCACGUGUCAGAAAGCAGCAUAAUUGGGCCAAUGUACCGCAAACUGGUCUGAAAUUGAACGUGCUCAUGUUUGGCUUCGAUUCACUAUCCAGAAAUACAUUUAUUCGUAAACUACCCAAAACUUAUCAUUUCAUUAAGCAGCAGUUGGAUGCUCUAGUGCUAGAAGGAUACAAUAUUGUGGGUGACGGCACUCCGCAAGCACUUAUUCCGAUACUAACUGGCAAAAUCGAACUUGAAUUACCGGAAACGCGAAAACGAAUGGGUCACAAAGCAAAUUACGUUAAUGUUUACCCCAUGAUAUGGAACAAGUAUAAGGAGCACGGAUACAUAACCGGUUUUAUGGAAGACGUGCCGCAUAUCGGGACCUUUACAUAUCGCUUGAAAGGAUUUAAUGAGCAACCGACUCAUCACUACAUGCGCACAUAUUAUUUAGCUGCUUCUCCAUACUUCAAAACGUACAAGGAAUUCUGUGUUGCUGGUACUCCACGUCAUAUGGUGAUGAUGAAUUAUAUAAAAACAAUAUUCAACAUAUAUAAGAAACAACCAAAGUUUGUAUUCGGAUUUCAUGGAGAAUUGUCUCAUGAUUCUUACAAUGAUAUUGGAGUGGUAGAUGACGAUCUAUAUUCUUGGGUGAAAAAUCUUCACGAUUUUGGACAUUUAAAUAAUACAAUUUUAAUUUUGAUGAGCGAUCAUGGACACAGAUUCGCGGAGAUUCGCAACACUUUGCAAGGCAAGCAGGAGGAAAGACUUCCAUUUUUUUCUUUUAUUUUUCCACCUUGGUUCAAACAAGUUCACCCGCAUGCAUAUGCAAAUUUUGUGUACAACACGCAAUACUUAACGUCACCAUUUGAUGUGCAUAAAACAUUAGAAAAUGUACUUAACUUUAACACGCCGAAGGAUGGAGACCGUCGUCAAAGAGCCAUCAGCUUAUUCGACAAGAUACCUCUAGACAGAACAUGUGCAGAUGCGUUCAUAGAGCCCCACUGGUGCGCCUGUCUCGGGUGGCAAGAAAUUUUGACCGACGAUAUAAAUGUUAUCGCUGCUGUCAAUUAUUUCGUCCAGUUUCUUAAUAAUUACACCGUAGAUCAUCGCGACAUAUGCGAGAUAUUACAUUUGAACGAAAUUCUAUGGGCUGCCAAGCUCAUACCCACUAAAGGCUUGCUAGAUUUUCGAAAAUCCGGAGACCAAGACGGUUUCGUAGGUGAUUUCAGUGCCAAAACCAAAGUGACAACAGAGAUAUAUCAAGUUAAAGUGAGAACCACGCCGGGUAAGGCGUUGUUCGAAGCUAGUAUCACUCAUGAUCUUAUGAAGAACACUUUCCAUACGAAGAUCUCUGACGUCAGCAGAAUUAACAUGUACGGGUCCCAGGCAAGAUGUGUGGAAAAUUCACUAUUUCAUUUGCGCAAAUACUGUUAUUGCAAAGGAUAGAUAACGAUUGCGCGGGCAACGUGUUUUUAAUGAAACGGCGAGACAACACACAUCAAAACAUUACAAUCAAAAGCAACAUGGUUUCGACCGCACCGGGGGGGUAUUAGUUUCAAAUAUUUGUGUUAAAUGUAAAGUGAAUUUGUUAAACGUAGUUAUCUAUAUUAGACUAAGGGGUAAUCUAUGUACAUAACAUACUUUAAUUAAAAUUUUUGAUAAUUGUGUAUCGAUGAAGACAGCUAUUAUAAUCAGGAUGUCGCGCGGUACAUGUCAUACAUUCUUGAGAGACUUUAUAUACAAGUACAUUUAUAUACUUACGUGCGAAUUACUGUUAUAGGCAGUAUGUAUCUUGCUUUAAGUGGUAAUAUAAUUAUUUUAACAUUUGUGAUGUAAAAUAUGUUAUCUCGUACAUUGAAAAGAUACGCUUAUUAUCCUCUUAUUGAACUAUAAUUA